Malus domestica (apple) is the source of this 2254-nucleotide messenger RNA. RefSeq names its product equilibrative nucleotide transporter 3-like. Gene Ontology annotation, biological process: nucleoside transmembrane transport. The record is from RefSeq and is a predicted model, not a curated record. Gene Ontology annotation, cellular component: plasma membrane. Gene Ontology annotation, molecular function: nucleoside transmembrane transporter activity. Lineage: Eukaryota; Viridiplantae; Streptophyta; Magnoliopsida; Rosales; Rosaceae.
AUAACUGGCCAUAAACGUCCACUCCUCUUCAAAUUCGAGCUUUUAAAUUAUUCUUCUUUAAUUUUUCAAUUUUUUUUUUUAAUUUUCUGUUGCGAUUAUUGAGAUGUUUUCCAGGGAAACUAAAAGCGGUUGACAUUUGAUUUUGGUUAUUGAGUUGUAUUGGAUUGGAUUAUUAUCUCAUUGCGAUUCCUGAAUCCUAACGACUUUGAUGAAUGAAUGAAUGCAUGCAUGCAAAGCCGGAUGCCACAACGCCAGAAAAAGUUAAACGCAAACCUAGGAUUUGAGUUUUACACGUGCAACCAACCAAACACCCGCGAGUUCUUAUUUCUGAGUUUGCACAGCUGACGGCUCAUAGGAUUCCAGUCUUGAUAGAAAUGGGCCUUUUUUCCUCAUUGGAUAUGUAAGAUACUACAGAAUCAAAUUGCACGUAAAUUUCAGAUUCUGAUAAAACAAUCCACAGAGUCACAGUCCAUUCCAUACAUAUCAAAUCCCACCCACCUUCUUCCAAGAGGAAAGCUGGUUGAAAGGAAGCAGUAAUGGCAAGCCCUGAUGCACCCCCACCAAAGCUUGAGGGGAAGUAUGCUGCAAUGGUAGUGUGUUGGUUUCUUGGAAAUGGAUGCCUCUUUUCGUGGAACAGCAUGAUCACAAUUGUAGAUUACUAUGUUUACUUGUUCCCGUGGUACCAUCCAUCGAGGGUACUUACAGUGGUAUACCAGCCAUUCGCAGUUUUAACGAUCAUCGUACUGUCAUACCAUGAGGCGAAGAUCAAUACGAGGAAGCGAAACCUGUUAGGAUACAUUCUGUUUUUCCUAAGUUCUCUGUUGGUGCUAGUUUUGGAUUUAGCCACAUCCGGGAAAGGAGGUCUUGGAACUUUUAUCGGAAUUUGUGCAAUUAGCGCUGCCUUUGGAAUUGCAGAUGCUCAUGUGCUAGGAGGAAUGGUUGGAGACCUCUCUUUCAUGCCAGGAGAGCUCAUCCAAUCUUUCCUUGCUGGUUUGGCUGCCUCAGGAGCUCUAACCUCUGCUUUGAGGUUGAUUACAAAGGCGGCAUUUGAGAAUUCCCAAAAUGGUCUUAGAAAGGGAGCCAUUUUGUUCUUUGCCAUCACUUCAUUCUUCGAGCUUCUCUGCAUUCUCCUCUACGCUUUUUCUUUUCCGAAACUGCCAAUUGUUAAGUACUAUCGUUCUAAGGCUGCUUCCGAAGGAUCUAAAACUGUUUCAGCUGACCUUGCCGCUGGUGGCAUCCAAACAUUGGCUGAAGCAACACAGGAUGAGGAGAAUCCUAGAGAACCUAAUCGACUUGGAAACAAACAGUUGUUGCUUCAAAACAUUGAUUAUGCACUUGACAUAUUUCUAAUCUAUACGCUCACUUUGUCAAUUUCCCCCGGAUUCUUAUCAGAAGACACUGGAUCUCACAGUUUGGGAACAUGGUAUGCACUUGUUUUGAUUGCACUGUACAAUGUGUGUGAUCUCAUCGGAAGAUACAUUCCGCUAGUGAAAUUCCUGAAGUUGGAAUCGCGGAGAGGGCUCAUGACCGUGAUUCUUUCGCGCUUCUUACUUGUCCCGUGUUUCUACUUCACAGCCAAGUAUGGUGAACAAGGCUGGAUGAUCAUGCUCACAUCCUUCUUAGGUUUAACCAAUGGUUACCUCACCGUCUGCGUCCUUACUUCAGCACCUAAGGGCUACAGGGGGCCGGAGCAAAAUGCUUUGGGAAAUCUUCUGGUGUUGUUCUUGCUUGGAGGUAUACUAGCAGGGGUGUUACUUGACUGGUUGUGGCUUAUAGGCAAGGGCUGGUAAAGGAUAGAUUUUUCAGUGUGACCGUCACUCGAAGUGGUACACCACGUGUCUCUAUAAAAAUGGUGGGUUAUGUGUGUUAAAAGUUAAUAACUUAAAAAUUAAAAUUUUUCACCACUUGCAUAAAAACAUACGGUGUACCAUCUGUAUUCCCGUUACAACUAAAAAUUUCUCCUAGUAAAGGAUGGAUAUGGUAUUAGCUCACUUUGAAGAUUGUGAUUUUUCAAUGGUCAUGAUUUCCAGGAGAAAAUAUGCUGGAUUUAUGAUUCUUUUUUUAUUGGUGAUAGAAAGAAAACGAUGGAGUUUUUUAUUUUUUUUAUUUUUCUCACAAGACAUUUUUAGGAAGGAGGGAAGUAAGUCAUUGCCUUUGUGUUGUAUUCUGGGACUAGUGAACUGCAAUACAUGUACAGUAACAAUGUUUUUUGAGGAAAUUGGGAAUAAAAGGGAUUGGUUCCCACUUCACACUU